This is a messenger RNA of Rhodamnia argentea, 1209 nucleotides long. RefSeq names its product NAC domain-containing protein 19-like. The record is from RefSeq and is a predicted model, not a curated record. Gene Ontology annotation, molecular function: DNA binding. Bases 1 to 1209 code for a protein of 402 amino acids. The transcript is spliced from 5 exons. Gene Ontology annotation, biological process: regulation of DNA-templated transcription. NCBI's taxonomy places the organism in Eukaryota, Viridiplantae, Streptophyta, Magnoliopsida, Myrtales, Myrtaceae.
AUGGAGAAUGAAGUCACCGAGAUUGCACCAUCCCUUCAGCAGGCAAUUCCCGGCUGCGGAUUCCGCCCAACCGAGGAGGAAUUACUAAUCAAUUACUUGACGUCAGAAGCACCCGGAUGGAGAGGAAGUUCCUGCAUUGUUCCGACACUAGAUGACAUCUAUCAGUGGAAUCCAUGGGAUUUACCAGCCAAGUUCCAAGAGAAAUCAGAAAUUUCAUCCGCAGAUCAACAAUGGUGGUUCAUAUGGCCCCAGAUGCAGAACCAACGGAUUAGCAGAAAAACCCUUAGUGGUUUCUCCUGGAAGAUCACUGGUAAACAUAAAGACAUUAAGGCUAGAAACGGAGGCGGAAAGAUCGGUUCCAAGAUAACAUUAGUCUUCCUUGAUGGCCGGAAUUCCAAGGGCGCUAAAUCCAACUGGGUCAUGCAUGAGUUACAUCCACAUCCGGACAAUACGGGUUUCGUGCUUUGUUGGCUAAAGAGGAAGCAAGAUGAGAAAGCAGAUAACCAAGAACCAUCUAUCCAGGUAGCGGGGAACCAAUCAAACGAUUCAGCUACGGCAAAGAAUGAAGACAUUCCAUCGAUACCACAAUUUCAGUGUCCUGAAGUUGUUAUUACAGAGUUAUCUAAAAAAGUUUACAGCAAGAGCGAUGGAUCAUGUCAGAAUGGAACAAAAUCACUAGCCCCGAUACAUGAAGACAAUCACCACUUCUCACCUGAUCAGGAGCAUAUCAUGUGGACUAAAUAUUCCUCUAAUACAGCAAAUUCAUCAGGAAGUUUCCUUGCUGUAUCUGAACCUAGUAAUGACGACAUAAAUUUCCCACAUCCUUUUCUUAAUGUUGAUGUCUGCAGUGCAUUUGAAGCUGAAGAAGAUUAUACAAAUCAGCCGAAAGCCGAGAUGUCAGGAACUUCAAAAUUUAUUGGUGAACAAGCAGAUAAGGGCUGGGUUACUGCGGAUUGUGAGAACUCAGAACAACUUCCUUUUGCAGAGAACCCUGGAUGUCGUACUGCUGUAACUAAAGAAUGGAGCUGGAUCGAGCCCUGGAUGUCCCCUCGUGAUCGUGAUUCAUUCCCUAACGGCGAGUUUUUCGAUCUUGGUAGCCUGAUCAGUGAACCUGAAGCAGAAAUAGGAGAAAUUCAGGUGAGUAUUCGUCGCAUAUGUAUCUCGAUUCUUGAACUCAAGCAUUUUCUUCAAGAAGUCCAGAGAUUGUGA